CUGCUGACGUGUCCGCCGCAUCGUGUCUUACCGAGCAACACUGGCCGGCUUGGGUCCCGCUCCCGCAUUACCGGGGCUGUGCCCGCAUUUCUUGAGCCGUGGCUACAAACCAUCAGUUUGUACCCUAAGUCACACUUCUAGGUUGUGUUCACUGCUAGAACGCGUUGAAUGUGCUGCUGAAGAUGUUGACCAAGUUUGAGACAAAGUCUGCGAGGGUUAAGGGCCUGUCGUUUCAUCCAAAGCGACCAUGGGUCCUAGCGAGCUUGCACAGUGGCGUGGUUCAGCUAUGGGACUACCGGAUGUGCACGCUGCUGGAGAAGUUCGACGAGCACGACGGCCCGGUGCGUGGCAUCGCGUUCCACAUGCAGCAGCCGCUGUUCGUGUCCGGUGGCGACGACUACAAGAUCAAGGUGUGGAACUACAAACAGAAGCGGUGCGUGUUCACGCUGCUUGGUCACCUGGACUACAUCCGCACCACCGAGUUCCACCACGAGUACCCCUGGAUCAUCUCGGCCUCCGACGACCAGACCAUCCGCAUCUGGAACUGGCAGCGCCGCAGCUGCAUCUGCAUUCUGACGGGGCACAACCACUACGUGAUGUGCGCUCGCUUCCACCCGUCCGAGGACCUGGUGGUGUCCGCCUCGCUCGACCAGACCGUGCGCGUCUGGGACAUCAGCGGUCUGCGCCAGAAGCACGUGGCGCCCGGCCCGUCCGGCAUGGACGAUCACGCCAAGGCGGGGCACUCGCCCGACCUGUUCGGCCAGGCUGACGCCGUGGUCAAGCACGUGCUGGAGGGCCACGACCGCGGCGUCAACUGGGCCACGUUCCACCCGACGCUGCCGCUGAUCGUGUCCGGCGCCGACGACCGUCAGAUCAAGUUCUGGCGCAUGAACGACACCAAGGCGUGGGAGGUGGACACGUGCCGCGGACACUACAACAACGUCUCGUGCGUGCUCUUCCACCCGCGCCAGGAGCUGAUCCUCUCCAACUCUGAGGACAAGUCCAUUCGCGUCUGGGACAUGAGCAAGCGCACCUGCCUGCACACGUUCCGGCGCGAGCACGACCGCUUCUGGGUGAUGGGUGCGCAUCCUUCGCUCAACGUGUUCGCCGCUGGCCACGACUCGGGCAUGAUCAUCUUCAAGCUGGAGCGAGAGCGGCCGGCGCAUGCCAUCAGCGGCAACAUGCUCUUCUACGUCAAGGACAAGUUCCUGCGCCGGCUCGACUUCACCACCAACAAGGACGUGGCCGUGAUGCAAAUCCGGCUUCUGGGCCGCACCAAGCCAUACAGCCUCUCUUACAACCCGGCGGAGAACGCGGUGCUCAUCUGCUCGCGCCCCUCCAACACGGAGAACUCCACGUACGACCUGUACCAGGUGCCCAAGCAGACGGACCCGCAGAACCCGGAGACGCCCGAGGGCAAGCGGGCCGCCGGCCUCAGCGCCAUCUGGGUGGCCCGCAACCGGUUCGCCGUGCUGGACCGCAGCCACCAGAUCACCAUAAAGAACCUGAAGAACGAGGUGCAGAAGAAGGUGCAGGCGCCGGCCUGCGAUGAGAUCUUCUACGCGGGCACGGGCAUGCUGCUGCUACGCGACACGGACGCCGUCACCAUGUUCGACGUCCAGCAGAAGCGGUCCACGGCUAGCGUGAAGAUCAACAAGUGCCGCUACGUGGUCUGGUCGCCGGACAUGUCGCAUGUGGCCCUGCUGGCCAAGCACGCCGUGCUGGUCUGCAACCGCAAGCUGGAGACGCUCUGCUCGCUGCAGGAAAGCACGCGCGUCAAGUCGGGCACGUGGGAUGACAGCGGCGUCUUUAUCUACACCACCUCCAACCACAUCAAGUACACGCUCACCAACGGCGACAACGGCAUUAUCCGCACGCUGCACGUGCCCAUCUACCUGACCAAGAUCAAGGGCAGCCAGGUGCACUGUCUGGACCGCGAGGUGCGCGCGCGCAUCAUGAACGUCGACGUCACCGAGUUCCGCUUCAAGCUGGCGCUGGUCAACCGCAAGUAUGACGAGGUUCUGCACAUGGUCCGCAACGCCAAGCUGGUCGGCCAGUCCAUCAUCGCCUACCUGCAGAAGAAGGGCUAUCCGGAGGUCGCCCUGCACUUCGUGAAAGACGAGAAGACCCGGUUCGGUCUGGCGCUGGAGUGCGGCAACGUGGACGUGGCCCUGGAGGCGGCGCGGGCCCUCGACGACAAGGACUGCUGGGACAAGCUGGGCGAGGCGGCGCUGAUGCAGGGCAAUCACCAGGUGGUGGAGAUGUGCUACCAGCGCACCAAGAACUUCGACCGGCUCAGCUUCCUGUACCUCAUCACCGGCAACCUGGAGAAGCUGCGCAAGAUGAUGAAGAUCGCCGAGAUCCGCAAGGACACGUCCGGCCAGUACCAGAGCGCCCUGUACCUGGGCGACGUGCCGGAGCGUGUGCGCAUCCUGCGCGCGUGCGGCCAGACGCAGCUGGCCUACCUGACGGCCGCCACGCACGGCCUGGAGACGGAGACGGCCGAGCUGGCGGCGGCCCUGGGUGAGGACGCCGAGCUGCCGCAGCCGGAGCCGCAGGCGCAGCUGCUGCAGCCGCCGGCGCCGCUUCACCAGAGCGACGACAACUGGCCGCUGCUGACCGUCUCGAAGACAUUCUUCGAGGGCGCCAUCACGAAGCCGGGCCGCGCGCCGACGGCCGUGGCGUCGGCGAUGGUGGCGGACGCGCCGGACGAGGGCGCCGCCGACGGCUGGGGCGCGGACGCCGACCUCGGCCUCGACGAGGAGGGCGACGGCGAGCCGGGCCUGGACGGCGCCGCCGGCGACGAGGGCGGCGGCUGGGACGUGGAUGACGACCUCGAGCUGCCGGCCGACCUGGAGGUGCCGGCCGCCGCCGGCGGCGGCGCCGACGACGACGGCUACUUUGUGCCGCCCACCAAGGGCACGCCGCAAACGCAGGUGUGGACGCGCAACUCGCAGCUGCCGGUGGAUCACGUGCUGGCCGGCUCGUUCGAGUCGGCCUUCCGGCUGCUGCACGACCAGCUGGGCGUGGUGGCGUUCGCGCCCUACCGCCAGCUGUUCCUGCAGGCGUUCAGCCAGGCGCGCACCUGCUUCCCGGCGGCGGCCAGCUCACCGCCCCUCUUCGGCCACCCGCACCGCAACUGGAAGGAGGCCGGCAUGAAGGCCGGCAUGCCGGCCGUCGGCAUUCGACUGACCGACCUCGUCAACCGACUUCAGACGUGCUACCAACUGACGACGGCCGGCAAGUUCGCCGAGGCGGUGGAGCGGUUCCGCGCCAUCCUGCUGUCUGUGCCGCUGCUGGCCGUCACCACAAAGCAGGAGAUCGCCGAGGCCACUCAGCUGAUGGAGAUCUGCCGCGAAUAUGUGCUCGGGCUGUCGAUGGAGAUCCAGCGCAAGGAGAUGCCCAAGGCGACGCUGGAGGAGCAGAAGCGGCUCUGCGAGAUGGCCGCCUACUUCACCCACUGCAACAUCCAGCCGGUGCACCAGGUGCUGACGCUGCGCACGGCCCUCAACCUGUUCUUCAAGCUGAAGAACUACCGCACGGCGGCCAGCUUCGCGCGGCGCCUGCUGGAGCUGGGGCCGCGGCCCGAGGUGGCCCAGCAGACGCGCAAAGUGCUCCAGGUGUGCGACAAGACGCCGACGGACGAGCACCAGCUGCUGUACGACGAGCACAACCCGUUCGCGUUGUGCGCCGCCACCUACCGGCCCAUCUACCGGGGCAAACCGGACGCCAAGUGCCCGCUGUGCUCGGCCGCGUACACGCCCGACUACAAGGGCUCGCUCUGCAAGGUGUGCGCCGUGGCGGAGGUGGGCCGCGAGAGCAUUGGCCUGCGCAUCUGCCCGCUGCAGUUCCGAUAGGGGACCGGCCGCCACCGCCGACACACCCCGCAUUCCGAGUCGGGAGGAGACCACGCCGCGCCGCGCCGUGCCGCGCCGUGCCGUGCCGUGCCGUGCCGUGCCCUGCCACUGCAAGUGCACUUCCCAGCAGCACCCAUCCGACCCUAGCGCGUGCCGGGCGAGCUGCCGACGGCCAGGGCUGGUGGGCCCGGCGCCAGACGGGUGUCACAAGACGAGCGCGGCCGCCGGACAGCGUCGGCCCGCCGGUGGCAGAUGUAGCCGUCGGCGAUGACUGCCGCUGGAGACAUUCGCAGCCACUGGCCGACCGGAGGCAUGCCCAUCGGUUCUGUUCGCUUCCGGUGUUCUUGUUGCUGAUUUGUUGGGCGGAAUUUAACGAACGUGUGAUGCGGAAUUAUUGGGAGCCGCCGGGGGUAGCUCGACGUGCGCCCACGGUGGAUGGCGGUCCUCUACAAGGGAGGACGUGUGCUUGUUGGGUGGCCGCGUGCUCCCGACUGGACAGGGUGUCGCCCGCGAUACAGCGGCCUGCCGACGGCCGGCUCGCGGCUGAAAUCACGACAGUGCGCAUGCAGUGCCGUUAGAUGUUGUGUGAUCGCCGGGCCCGCAUCGCCUGCCUAUAUUAUAAACGUGUUGGGUUGAGGAUAUGGAAUAUAAAUACAUUCUUUUCUAUCCUAGCUG
Pollicipes pollicipes is the source of this 4532-nucleotide messenger RNA. Its product is annotated as coatomer subunit alpha. The transcript is spliced from 20 exons. The record is from RefSeq and is a predicted model, not a curated record. The coding region runs from base 183 to 3857 and encodes 1224 amino acids. Gene Ontology annotation, cellular component: COPI vesicle coat. Lineage: Eukaryota; Metazoa; Arthropoda; Thecostraca; Pollicipedomorpha; Pollicipedidae. Gene Ontology annotation, biological process: endoplasmic reticulum to Golgi vesicle-mediated transport; intracellular protein transport; retrograde vesicle-mediated transport, Golgi to endoplasmic reticulum. Gene Ontology annotation, molecular function: protein binding; structural molecule activity.